Molecule: messenger RNA, 2598 nt
Organism: Fusarium subglutinans
Lineage: Eukaryota; Fungi; Ascomycota; Sordariomycetes; Hypocreales; Nectriaceae
Product: beta-mannosidase
Exons: 1
Coding region: 1-2598 (865 amino acids)
Biological process (GO): glycoprotein catabolic process; carbohydrate metabolic process
Molecular function (GO): beta-mannosidase activity
Source: RefSeq, a predicted model, not a curated record
AUGUUGCGUCAAAUCCACUUGAAUAAAGGUUGGAAGUUCAAGCAAGCCAGUUCUCUCAACGAUAGCGCUGCUUCCUCCUUUCUCCCUGUCGCCCAGUUUCCAACUGUCGCUCACAUUGAUCUUUUGCAUCACGAAUUGAUCCCUGAUCCCUAUAUCGACAUCAACGAACUGAAGUGUCUUUGGGUCAAUGAUGCCGACUGGACAUACCGUACAGAGGAGAUUUCUCCACUGGAUCUGAAAUCGUCGGACAAGGCAGAGCUUGUGUUCGAGGGCCUUGACACAGUCGUGGACGUCUAUCUGAACAAUUCGCAUAUCUUGUUCAGUAACAAUAUGCAUAGGUCCCAUCGUAUCGAUGUCACCAAAAUGCUGCGAGGUAGAGAGAAACCUUCUGUUCUUGAACUCAGGUUCAGAGCUGCUCCAGCGUAUGGUCGCUCUGAACGUGAGCGUAUCGGAUACAAGACGCUCAAGGUUGGAAGAGGCGUCAAUUUUGGCGGGUCUGAGAGGCUCUUUGUCAGGAAGGCUCAGUAUCAUUGGGGUUGGGACUGGGGACCGGCCGUCAACACUUGCGGUCCCUGGAAGCCCAUAUACCUGGAGGUCUAUAAGUCGCGCAUUUGUGAUCUCAGGGUCACCCAGGAUGUUGCCCCAGAUCUCUGUUCUGUAGACAUCAAAGUCGAAGCGCAACUGGAGGGCCAUGAGAGUAUCAAUGAGGUUCGGGUUCAAUUACUGGACGUUCAAACAGGGGCCAUUGUGGUUGAUGAUAAAGCGUCGAAGUCGACUAAAGGCGCUCUGUCCUUUACUGUCAAACUCAACAAACCAAAGCUAUGGUACCCAUUUUUGUAUGGAGAACAGAACCUCUAUCUGCUUCAAGUCAGCAUCCCCAAUCAUACUGUGAGCAGAAAGUUGGGUAUCAGAAGAUUGCGUCUACUACAACACCCACUCAAAGACCAACCGGGCACUUCAUUCAUCUUUGAGGUCAACAACGUCCGUCUCUUCAGCGGAGGCUCAUGUUGGAUCCCUGCGGACUUCAUGCUACCGCGAGUGUCAAAGAGUACCUACGAGAAAUGGAUCACUCUUGCCAAAGCAGGGAACCAGUCCAUUAUUCGCGUCUGGGGCGGCGGAAUUGUUGAGAGCGACGACUUCUAUGACCUAUGUGACCGUGAAGGCAUCAUGGUCUGGCAAGACUUCUUAUACGCAUGCGGCAAUUACCCAGCUUCCCCAGACUUCGUUGCCAAUGUGAAGAUCGAAGCGGAGCAACAAGUGCAGCGUGUUGGUCACCAUCCCUCUCUUGUCUUGUGGUGCGGAAACAAUGAGGAUUACAUGUGUGCCGACGGAGAUCGGUGCUGGGAUGUUGACUACAGUGACACUACCGGUCCAUGGGACAAGACCACAUUUCCAGCACGCGAGAUCUACGAACGCACUCUGCCUUCCGUCAUCAAAGCAUCAGGCACCGAUGUCCCGUACUGGAUCAGCUCUCCUUACGGCGGAAGCUUCUCCAACGACACAACGGUUGGGGACACGCAUUGCUGGGAUGUCUGGCAUGGAAAGAUGUCACCUUACCAGGACUACAAAGCUUACAUGUCUCGCUUCAUCUCAGAAUUCGGCUUCGAGUCAGCUCCCAGUCUUCAGACUCUUCACCGAGCCAUCACCUCUCCCAAAGAGCGUCAUUCCCAGUCGAGGACUUUUGACGUCCACGAUAAAGGCCCUGGUCAUCAAAGACGGUACCCAAUGUACAUGGGCGAGAACUAUCGCUUCCGCAUGAAUCCACUCAAAGACUUUGUGUACUGCACGCAGUUCCUUCAGGCCGAAGCUAUGGCGUAUGCUUAUAACUGUUGGCGACGUGAGUUCCGAGGACGUGGGGAAGAGAACUGUGGUGGUGUCUUGGUCUGGCAGCUGAACGACAUCUGGCCUGGUAUCAGUUGGGCACUCGUUGAUGUAGACAUGAAUCCCAAACCGGCAUACUACAUCACUAAACGAGCAUUGCAUAAGAUGGUUGUUGGAAUGGAACGAGUCGUCACAGAGAAGCCGCCUUAUAUCACGACUGGCUAUCUUGAUAAGAAGCACAAGGUGGACGUUUGGGCAGUCAAUGGUCAUUUGCAUGAGAUGAGAGUCAACCUGGAGGUCAAAGCAUUUGAUAUCGAAAGUGGAAAGUCAGUUCAAUGGAAGGGCGCGGUGGCGUCAAAGGAACAUGUUCUGAAAGGAAACCGUUCAACUGAACUCCUGGCUGGACUGGAGAUUCCGAGCCCAGAUGAAACGGUCUUGGUUGCUUACAUACGAGACGUCUCAUCUGGAGAACAACUAGCCAGAUGGGUGAGCUGGCCAGAGCCUCUCAAGUAUGUACACAUGUCUUCUGAUCUCAAAGUCACUACAGAAAUAGUUGAUGAUGGAUCAGCGGUUAUUGUGAGAUCUAAUGCACCAGCCAAAGGAGUUGUGUUGAGUGCAUCUGGCUGUGAUGGUAAGAGCUUGGUCUUUGACAACAACUUUAUCGAUCUGGUGCCAGAUGAGGAUGUGAGAGUCGGGGUAGCCGCCGCCCUCUUGGGUGAUCGUGUUGACGUUAGGUUUCUUUACGACUGGGAACUCGAACCGGGAUUUGAGUUGUGA